Messenger RNA from Talaromyces rugulosus, 1545 nucleotides. RefSeq lists its product as uncharacterized. The transcript is spliced from 7 exons. NCBI's taxonomy places the organism in Eukaryota, Fungi, Ascomycota, Eurotiomycetes, Eurotiales, Trichocomaceae. The record is from RefSeq and is a predicted model, not a curated record. Bases 1 to 1545 code for a protein of 514 amino acids. Gene Ontology annotation, molecular function: oxidoreductase activity, acting on paired donors, with incorporation or reduction of molecular oxygen; iron ion binding; monooxygenase activity.
AUGGCGUUUCUCGAUUACAGGGCAUUCGAUAUAUUCACAAUUCAACAGCUGCUUACAUUCAUUUUUAUCAGCGGUACUUUUUAUCUAACUAUCAGGUCGAUCUGGCGUCUCUACUUCCAUCCAUUAUCUAAAUAUCCAGGCCCGAAAAUUGCUGCAAUUUCCGACGUCUGGUAUGCAUACCACGCAUUAGCUGGACGAUGGCCCUGGGCCGUUGCAGAUGCCCUCGAAAAAUAUGGUGAUGUUGUACGGAUUGCACCGAACGAAAUAGCAUUUGUAACACCAAAGGCUCUGUCUGACAUCUAUGGUUCCCAUAACAAGAACCUAGAAAAAUUCCCUAAAACUCAGAUCAACAAUCAUGGAAAUGACGAGCAUGGUGGUCUGAUCUGGGAAUGGGAUCCGGCACGACACCGCGAGGUGGCCAAGCGAUUGUCUCCAGCUUUCAGCGGUCGGGCUCUCAGGGCUAAAGAGGCGACUUUGCACAAGUAUAUUGACCUCUUUGUUGAGCGUAUGACAGAGCUAGGCGGCGAAACUGGUGGUGUUAGUUUGCCUACGUGGAUCAACUGGCUCUGCGUUGAUAUUUCUGCUGAUAUGGCCUAUAAUCGGGAGAUGAAUGCCCUCAAAGACAUGAAAGAGCCACCCUAUUUAUCAAUCCUUUCUGGGUUUAAUAGAGCCGUCGUGGUUAUCCAGAUGUCAUGGCGGUUUCCCCUCCUCAGUCCUCUGAAAGGUCUAUUUCUGGCAAUCACCGCUUUGCGGUCGCAUUCUCAUAUUCGAAGUCAUAGCCGUUUUCAGCUCGAGCAGCGCAUCCGCCGCAAGGGCGCAGUUGACCACCUUGAUUUCUUUGAGCAACUUAUUCCCGAAGAUCGCGAACCUCCCAAUGAUCGAAAAGAGAUGCGGCACCUAGAGCAAGUCGCAGGACAGCUGUUGGUAGCCGGAUACGAGCCUCCAGCGCUAUGGUUCUAUUUUACGAUCUACUACCUUCUGAAAAACCCAGAUGCACUGGACACAUUAACCAAGGAGAUUAGGAGCGCAUUCAAAAAUUACGAUGAGAUCGUAUCAGGCUCGGCAGCGCAAUUGGCGUAUUUGACGGCGUGCUUGAACGAGUCACUGCGCAUCAUGCCUGGUGUGCUUACUGGAAUGCCCGUUGUUAGCCCAGGCGCCAUGGUCGAUGGAACAUUUAUCCCAAAAGGAGUGGUUUGCCAAUCUAGCAGUUUUGCUUUGGCACGGAGCGCACGUAACUUCCGGCACCCGUUGAGCUUCCGUCCUGAGAGGUGGCUGCAGGAGGAUCACCCAUUAUACGAUGCACAAUUUGCACAUGACAACCGCAAGGGCUUUCAACCGUUCAGCCAGGGACCUCGUAUUUGCGCGGGGAAGGAAAUUGCUUGGUGGCAGAGCAGGGUGUUCUUAGCCAAGGUCUUGUGGACAUUUGACCUCGAAAUGGUGUCAGGCCAACAGAUUGACAUGGACAGGGACUUGAGGGGGUGGGGAAUGUACCAGAAACCAGACAUCCGCGUGAGAUUCCGGCCAAAAGCCGCCAGCUGCAGCUAA